AUGGGCAAGGACCAGGAGCUGGUGCAGGCGGUGAAGGCGGAGGACGUCGCGGCCGUGCAGAAGCUGCUGCAGAGGCCCAAGCCCGGCAAAGCCAAGCUCCUUGGAUCCGCGAAGAGAGUCAACGUCAACUUCCAGGACACUGACGGAUUCUCUGCCCUGCACCAUGCGGCGCUCAACGGGAACACCGAGCUCAUCUCGCUGCUGCUGGAGGCACAGGCUGCGGUGGACAUCAAGGACAACAAAGGCAUGCGGCCCCUGCACUACGCGGCUUGGCAAGGCAAGAAGGAGCCCAUGAAAAUGGUGCUGAAGGCAGGGUCCUCCGUGAACAUCCCGUCGGACGAGGGACAGAUCCCCCUGCACCUGGCGGCACAGCACGGGCACUACGACGUGUCCGAGAUGCUGCUGCAGCACCAGUCCAACCCCUGCAUCAUGGACAAUUCGGGGAAGACGCCACUGGACUUGGCGUGCGAGUUUGGCCGGGUCGGGGUGGUCCAACUGCUCCUGAACAGCAACAUGUGCGCGGCGCUGCUGGAGCCCAAGCCGGGGGACACCACCGACCCCAACGGCACCAGCCCCUUGCACCUCGCGGCCAAGAACGGCCACAUCGACAUCAUCCGGCUCCUGCUGCAAGCUGGCAUCGACAUCAACCGGCAAACCAAGGCGGGCACGGCCCUGCACGAGGCGGCCCUGUGCGGCAAGACCGAUGUGGUGCGGCUUCUGCUGGAUAGCGGGAUCAACGCCCACGUCAGGAACACGUACAACCAGACGGCUCUGGACAUCGUCAACCAGUUCACCACCAGCCAGGCCAGCAAGGAGAUCAAGCAGAUGCUGCGGGACGCCUCCGCCGCUCUGCAGGUGCGGGCAGUCAAGGAUUACUGCAACAACUACGACCUGACCAGCCUCAACGUGAAAGCCGGAGACGUCAUCACCGUGCUGGAGCAGCACGCGGACGGGCGCUGGAAGGGCUGCAUCCACGACAACCGGACCGGCAACGACCGCGUGGGCUACUUCCCCUCCAGCCUCGUCGAGGCCAUAAGCAAGCGAACAGGGUCCCGGGGGGCUGACAUGAGCCCGUCCCACCUCUCCCCGUCGCAGGGCGGAUCGGCCACGCCGGCUCCCACCGAGGAGAUCUGGGUGCUGCGGAAACCCUUCGCAGGUGGCGACCGCAGCAGCCUGGGCAGCACGGGCAGCGUGGCCUCGGCUCGCAGCUCGGGGAGCGGGCAGAGCGCGGGCAGCGGGGCGCACGCCCUGCACGCCGGCUCCGAGGGCGUCAAGCUGCUGGCAACGGUCCUUUCCCAGAAGGCUUCUGCGCAAGAUGCUGCCGUGGGCGAUGGGCCGGCCAAGGCGCAGGACAUCCCCGCAGGCUCCUCCCGGUCGCAGAGCGUGGCCAGCUCCCCCUAUGCCCCCCAGCCGGCCGCCGAGCAGCAGCUGAAGAAGAUGGAGCCACCUUCGGAGGGGAAGAGCUCAGAGGCCGUGUACCAGUGGUUGUGCAAGUUCCAGCUGCAGCUCUACGCACCCAACUUCAUCAACGCCGGCUACGACAUCACCACCAUCAGCCGGAUGACACCGGAGGACCUCACGGCCAUCGGUGUCACCAAGCCGGGACACAGGAAGAAAAUCGCCUCCGAGAUCAACAACCUCAACAUCCCCGAGUGGCUGCCGGAGUACAAGCCGGCCAACCUGGCCCUGUGGCUCUCCAUGAUCGGCCUGUCCCAGUACUACAAGUUGCUGGUGGAGAACGGCUAUGAGAACAUCGACUUCAUCACCGACAUCACCUGGGAGGACCUGCAGGAGAUCGGCAUCACCAAGCUGGGCCACCAGAAGAAGCUGAUGCUGGCAGUAAAGAAGCUGGCGGAGCUGCAGCGGGCCGAGCUGGGCAAGUACGAGCCAGGCACUCUGAAGAGGAAGGCAGCAGCGUGCCCGGAGGUGCUGGCCAUAGAGUCCCCGCCACCUGAGCCACCCGAGUGCCAGUCGCCCAAGAUGACCACCUUCCAGGACAGCGAGCUCAGCAGCGAGCUGCAGGUGGCCAUAACGGGCGAAGGCCCCGAGGAACCCCCCGAGAAGCCCGCGAACCCCUCGGCCCCAGGCUACCGCUCGCCCCCGGGGCUGGGCAGCCGCACCAGGCUGAUGAGCAGCUCGCAGGAGCUGCUGGGGGAUGGCCCCCGGGCCCCUGCCGCUGCCGCCAUCUCCAAGAGCCAGGAGUACCUGGCAGAGGGGGCUGCCGAGGGCCCCCCCGCACCGCCCAAAGAGGCACGACCGCAACGGCACGGCCACUCCAUCAAGCGUGCCAGCGUGCCGCCAGUGCCCGGCAAGCCCCGGCAGCCCUUCCCACCCGCAGCCGGGCACCUGACGCCACCGCAGACCCCCGGCAAGCCACGGCCCCCCUCCCCACAGGGCCCAGCAGUGCCCCACGCCACCGCCAAGGUGAAGCCCACCCCGCAGCUGCUGCCGCCGGGCGAGCGCCCCGCGUCGCCCCGCUCCCUGCCCCAGUCGCCCACGCACCGCGGUUUCGCCUACGUCCUGCCGCAGCCCGCCGAGGGCGAGGGGGCUCCCCCGGGGGUGCCCGUCCUGCCCGUCUCUGUGCCGGUGCUGUGCCUGCCGCCGGCGGGCGAGGGCGAGGAGGAGCCGGGGCGGCCGAAAAAGCGAGCGCACAGCCUGAACCGCUACGCCGCCUCCGACAGCGAGCAGGAGCGGGACGAGCUGCUGGUGCCCGACGCGGGGCCCUACGCCACCGUCCAGCGGCGCGUGGGGCGCAGCCACUCGGUGCGGGCCCCCACUGGCGGCGACAAGAACGUCAACCGCAGCCAGUCCUUCGCCGUCCGCCCCAAGAAGAAGGGGCCCCCGCCGCCCCCGCCCAAGCGCUCCAGCUCCGCCAUCUCCAGCGCCGGCAUGGCCGAGGACUUCCCCAAGGAGGGUGAGGGUGAGGCGGCCGCUGGCCCCCCAGCCGCCGAGGGGGAGAGCCGCCGGGAGCAGCGGCGGGCCAGCGACCUGGGCGGCAGCGUGGACACGGGCAGCGCCGGCAGCGUGCGGAGCAUUGCGGCCAUGCUGGAGAUGUCCUCCAUCGGUGGCGGGGCCCGGGCGCUGGCCCUGCAGAAGCCGCCCGGGGCCGGCCCGGGAGCCCCCCCGGGCAGCCCCGAGCGCGCCCGCGUGGCCACUGUCCUGGCCACUGUCAAGCACAAGGAGGCCAUCGGGCUGGACGGGGAGGUGGUGAACCGGCGCCGGACCAUCAGCGGCCCCGUCACCGGGCUGGUGGCGGCUGCCCGGCGUGACCCCGGCGAGCGGCUGCGGGCUGAGCGCGGCGGCUCCCCGGACACCAUCCCCUUCGCCGAGGACGGCAACCUCACCAUCAAGCAGCGGCCGCGGCCCCUGGGACCGGCCCGCGUGGAGGCGGGCGAGGGGCUGUCCCCAGCCCACCGCCACGGGGACCUGGCCAAGGUGGAGGCCAGCGCCACGCUGAAGCGGCGGAUCCGGGCCCGGCAGAGCCAGCAGGACAGCGUCCGCUUCAUCCUCACCGAGUCCGACACCGUCAAGCGCCGGCCCAAGGCCAAGGACAAGGAGCCGGCGCUGGAGCCGGCCCCGCUCGCUGUCUACCAGAACGGCACCGGCACCGUCAAGCGGCGGCCAGCCUCCGAGCUGAGCGGGGCCGAGCCGCCCCCAACCCCGCCGCCCACCGCCCGCCCCGACGGCCCCGACUACACCCCGCCGCCCGCCGAGCCCAAGAAGCCCUUCAAGCCGCCGGUGUCCCCCAAACCAGUGCUAACGCAGCCGGCGCAGAAGGUCCCUGGACCACCGGUGCCCAUCCCCAAAAAGGUGCCCAUCCUGAGCCCCGGCAGCCCAGAGGUGAAGCGCGUCCACGGCACGCCGCCCCCGGUGUCCCCCAAGCCCACGCCGCCCCCCACGGCACCCAAGCCCCCCAAGCCCCACGCCGCCAUCCAGUCGGUGAGCGCGGGCUCCACGCCGGCGCCGUCCCCCGCCAGGCAGCUGGGCGCCGCCGCCAAGCCCUCGAGCACGCCGCCCUCGCUCUGCUCCAGCCCCGCCAAGCCCCUCUCGCCCGGCGCGCAGCCCCAGCAGGUGCCGGUGAAGCCGCCGCGUUCCGCCAUCGCCGGCCCCUCCGUCGACAGCGCCAGCCCCGAGCUGGUGCAGCAGAAGCUGGAGGAGACCAGCGCGUCCCUGGCUGCCGCGCUGCAGGCCGUGGAGGAGAAGAUCAAGCAGGAGGACAGCCAGGCGGCAGCCUCUGCCGUGGAGUCGAAGAGCACCGGGAGCAUCCUGGACGACAUCGGCAGCAUGUUCGACGACCUGGCGGACCAGCUGGAUGCCAUGCUGGAGUGA
Molecule: messenger RNA, 4329 nt
Organism: Cygnus atratus (black swan)
Lineage: Eukaryota; Metazoa; Chordata; Aves; Anseriformes; Anatidae
Gene: CASKIN1
Product: CASK interacting protein 1
Exons: 22
Coding region: 1-4329 (1442 amino acids)
Molecular function (GO): protein binding
Source: RefSeq, a predicted model, not a curated record